This is a messenger RNA of Prorocentrum cordatum, 925 nucleotides long. Lineage: Eukaryota; Dinophyceae; Prorocentrales; Prorocentraceae. The record is from the annotation of a GenBank genome assembly.
UCCUCCUCCUCCUCCUCCUCCUCCUCCUCCUCCUCCUCUACUUCCUGUCGCCAGCCACCCCACGAAGGUGACCUGGGGGCACCCCGACUGGGGCGGAGAUUGCUCCGCAGUGCAGGAGCAGCUGCUGGACGGUGUCCGCGAGCUGCGCGCCACCAGCGGGGCCUUCGCGGCGUUCCGGCUCGCCGGCCCCGCCGUGGUGUGGGGGGACCCCGCGAAAGGCGGCCGCUGCCCCGACGAGGUGCGGGAGCUCCUCGCGGGGGGCGUCGCCGACGUGUGCGGCAACGAGGGCGCCUUCGCGGCGCUGACCCGCGGCGGCGCGGUGGCCGCGUGGGGCGCGGGCGCCUCUGGUGGGGACUGCUCGGCGCGCGCUGGGCAGCUGCAGGCUGUACGCCAGCUGUGCGCCUCCUCGUUCGCGUUCGCAGCCGUGAAGGAUGGCGGGCAGGUCGUCGCCUGGGGCCGCCGCACCCACGGGGGAGACCCUGGCCCGGUGCAGGACCAGCUCGAGGGCGUCCGCAGCGUCAGCUCCACGGACGGCGCCUUCGCCGCCUUGCGGGAGGACGGGUCCGUGGUGGUGUGGGGGCACCCGCUGCACGGCGGGCGGUGCCCGGCGGAGGCGCGCGAGCGCCUCGCUGGCGGCGUGACCAGCGUGCACGGCAAUGGCCAUGCGUUCGUCGCCGUGCGGGAGGACGGCGCCGUCGUCGCCUGGGGCGACCGCGACCGCGGCGGCGACGCCACCCAGGCAUGCGCGAGGCCCCCCCCCCCCCUGUUCUCCCGCUGGCCGCGCACGGCCCGCGCAGCGAGGACCGAGCGCGCCACGCAGGUCCCGCAGGGCGGUGCGGGCACGGUCGAGCGCGCGUCUGCGCGCCUCGGCCGGGUCUCGACGCAGAGUUUUGUCGUCGUCGUCCUGCACGUCAUCGUCGAGUAA